Porites evermanni is the source of this 1524-nucleotide messenger RNA. Lineage: Eukaryota; Metazoa; Cnidaria; Anthozoa; Scleractinia; Poritidae. The record is from the annotation of a GenBank genome assembly.
UGUCCACCUUGUAGGUGUAGUAUUCAUGAUCCUGCGACUCAACGUGUAGCGGCAUUUUGUCGAUACAAAAGUGGGCAGAAGUUGUCAAAAAUCCCGAUGAAUUUUCCAUCAGAUCUCAUUGUUUUAAUAAUGACUUCGCAACAAGUCCGUGAGUUAGACACAACUUCCCUGAAAAAUUACUCCAAUCUAGAGAAGUUGUAUUUGGAUGGAAAUAAUCUCAAAACGAUACGAGCGGGAGCGUUCUCUAAGCAGCAACAUCUAACUUUGCUUUACCUCAAAGAUAAUAAACUUGGCAACAUCAGUGCAGAAACGUUUCGAGGACUUGGGUCUUUAACAAGCCUCCAGUUGCGCCAAAACAAGCUUCAGAAGAUUUAUCGAGGAGGUUUCUCCUUCAUGCCAAUGAUAGAGGACAUAGACCUUAGUUUCAACGAAAUAAGCGACUUAGAGGAAGGUGCUUUUGAUAGGUUGGAUCACUUGAAAACUCUUUUAUUAAACAGAAAUAAACUAAAAAGAAUACAUAGCAGCACUUUGGGGAACCUGAUGUCUCUAACGCGACUUGAGCUGGCUUCGAAUCAGAUCCAAGCAAUCGAAGAAGGUGUUUUCAGCUGUUCGCCCCUUGUGAAGACACUUGUUCUCAAGGCUAACAAGUUACAUGGAAUUCCCAAAGAAAUUUUUUUGGAUCUACAGUUUUUAGAUCACCUUGAUAUGAGCCAAAAUCCAGUAUAUUAUAUUGAGUCGGAUGCUUUAAUGGGCCUACGAAGUUUAAAGACGAUAAAAUUAAACGACUGCAACAUUUCCGGGAUUCAAAACAACACUUUCUCUCCGCUUGAAAACAUCAUCACUAUUCACCUUGAAAACAACCCACUGAAAUGCGACUGUCAUUUGAGCUGGAUCCUUAGCUGGUUGUCAAGAAAGCCAGAAGGUACGCUAAAAGGAGCUGUUUGUCGAACCCCACUAAACAUUUCAGGUCAAAACUUGUUAUCAGCCAACUUGAGGUCAUUUGUUUGCACAUGCGCAGAUUGCAACAAAGAAGUCGCUUGCAGAGUACCAUCGGCCAAUUGUUCCUGUACCCAAAACCUAACGGGACUAUCAUGUAAUGAUAUCUGUCAAUCACAUACCCAACCAGUGACUUGGUGCAGAAAACAAGAUGGAAACUGCUCUCGCAAGAGUAGUGCUGUUUCCCAGGAAACGGGCAAGACUUCAAACUGCUCGUUUAACGUAACUUCAGAAAAAUGCACCGAGCAUGGUGAAGUAGCGAAAAAAGGAGCUCAUUUAGAGUGUGUCUGUCAAAAAGGAUUCACUGGAAACGGAAUCAUCUGCACUGACAUCAACGAAUGUAAAACUGGAAUAGCAUGUCUUUUUGAACAUCAGGUGUGUAUCAAUACAAUGGGCUCAUAUCGCUGCCAAUGUAGUCAAGGUUUUAGGUACAUGAUACCUGGAAGAAUAAGUCCCUGUGAAGAUAUUGAUGAGUGCAAGGAAAAUAAACCAUGUGAUCUUCACGCCAAAUGCCAUAACAUUAAAGGU